UUAUGUUAUAUUUUCAAUCUAAUACAAAUAAUUGUAGAAUUUAUUUAGGUGUGAGACAAAUAUAAUGAAAUUUGGCAAGACUUUUGAGAGUCACUUAACCCCCGAAUGGCGUGAACAAUAUAUACACUACGCGGAACUCAAAGCAAUGAUAUACGAGGCUUUGGAGAAUGCUCCUCGUCAGAAGACUCUAGCUCUGGAGUAUUAUCAAAAAUUCUCUCUCGAGUUUUUUGCCGUCUUGAAAGAGGAACUGAGACGGGUUAAUGAUUUCUUCGAGCACAAACUGGCCGAAGCUCGCCGUAAACAUGCCACAUUCAAGGUGAAACUAAUGUAUUUAGUAAGGGAAUCCGGUGGUAUGGUAAGUGAUAUACCCACCUUGCCUCCCUUGGAGGAUCAGCCAAAGACCGCUCGCCAUUUGGAGCGGGCCUACAGUGAAUUUUACUUUAGUCUUGUGUUACUGAACAACUAUCAACAUUUGAAUGUCAACGGAUUCCACAAGAUAUGCAAAAAGUAUGACAAAUACAUUCACUCAACAAGCGGUCGUUUAUGGCUUACGACUUACGUGGAGCCGGCGACAAUUAGUCGGGAGAGAGCGAUACAUACCAUGCUCUCCGAGGUCGAGAAUCUUUUCACGCAUUUUGUAACAAAUGGAAAUCGCACCAAGGCCAUGGCCAAGCUACGAGUUCCGCCUCUUGGUCAACCCACUUCUCCGAUCCAUAUAUUCUCCACAGGUGUAGUGCUUGGUCUGCUUAUAGUCUCCCUUUUCAUUUGCAUUGUGUCAUAUUUGUUCAUGCUUGACAGACCAGAGUUUCUCUUAUCGUUUAAACAAAUGUUCCGCUGCUCCUUUUUACUGAUGUUCUAUUGGUUCAGCGUAGUCAUCAAUGUGUAUGUCUGGCAAAGUGUGGGUAUUAAUCAUGUACUAAUAUUCGAGUUGAAUCCACGUAAUCAAAUCCAACCCAUCAAAAUGCUGGCGCUAACCAGUUUAUUUGCCUAUAUCUGUACCAUGUCCAUGAUAAUCUUUUUGCAUCACAAUGAAUUUGGCAUCGAGGAUCCUUUAUUCAUUCCCAUCAUCGGAUUGUGUUUGCCCUUGGUCUAUCUAUUGAAUCCCUUGCCAAUUUUUAAUCAUCCCGCCCGCAUGUGGAUUCUGCGUACUUUUGGUCGCAUUGUUGCCGCGCCUCUUUUCCCAGUCACUUUUAUGGACUUCUGGCUAUGUGAUCAAAUGAAUUCAAUGAUUCUUUGCCUGGUCGAAUAUUAUCUCGUCACGCGGUUCUAUUUUCGAUAUUACAAGGAUGGAGUAAGUUCCCCGGAACCAACUUCGAGCCUUGUGGUUACUGUAUUGCGUUGUCUGCCUCCGUGGUGGCGUUUGGCACAGUGUAUGAAGAGAUAUUGGGACGGCGAUCCGCCAACUGCGUAUAUUACAAAUGCUUUUACUUAUGCCUCGACGAUAGUCACUGUCAUUAUUCCCUUUAUUUAUGCGAAAAUCAGUAGUCCAGACGAUAAUGCAAUGAUGAAUCCUUUGAUCUGGGGUUAUAUUAUCAGUUGCAUUAUAUGUAGCAUCUCAUGCGCUUCGUGGGAUUUGCGUAUGGACUUUGGACUCUUUCGAAUCUGGAGUGGGGAACACAUCUUUCUACGCGAACAUCUUCUCUAUCCCAAGUGGUUCUAUUAUUUUGCCAUUGUGGCCGAUAUUGUCAUUCGUUUUAUUUGGGUGAUCGAACUGAACCUAAUGUACUUCAACUUAAUGACAAAAUUUAAUUGCCUGAGCAUAAUCAGCGUGUCUGAAAUUGUGCGUCGGUUCAUCUGGAAUUUUCUGCGUUUGGAGAAUGAGCAUCUUUAUAACUGUGGACACUUUCGGGCAACGCGUGAUAUUUAUAUAUCCACAUUGAACUCUCGAGAGGAUAUGGUAGUGGAGUAUUUACUAGACCAGUCCAGGGAUGGCCGUAGCGCCGAGUAUCGUCAACUAGACUCCAGCAUUUGAGACAAAGCCAAUUUUGUGGGACAACAAUUGAGAAUCAAUGUUGCAUUAAAACCUAACAUCGUCGAUGUCACCCUUUGAG
Drosophila albomicans is the source of this 2051-nucleotide messenger RNA. Its product is annotated as xenotropic and polytropic retrovirus receptor 1 homolog. Gene Ontology annotation, cellular component: Golgi apparatus; plasma membrane; cytoplasm. Lineage: Eukaryota; Metazoa; Arthropoda; Insecta; Diptera; Drosophilidae. The coding region runs from base 65 to 1972 and encodes 635 amino acids. The record is from RefSeq and is a predicted model, not a curated record. Gene Ontology annotation, biological process: cellular response to phosphate starvation; phosphate ion transport. The transcript is spliced from 5 exons. Gene Ontology annotation, molecular function: inositol hexakisphosphate binding.